Molecule: messenger RNA, 1079 nt
Organism: Prunus dulcis (almond)
Lineage: Eukaryota; Viridiplantae; Streptophyta; Magnoliopsida; Rosales; Rosaceae
Product: sirohydrochlorin cobaltochelatase-like
Exons: 7
Coding region: 62-652 (196 amino acids)
Molecular function (GO): lyase activity
Source: RefSeq, a predicted model, not a curated record
AAUUGUGGAAACUUGAUGAGUGCAUCCUGCCCUGUCGUGUGCUGCUGCUGAGUUCGUGUCCAUGUUGAAAGAGAGAACUGGGUACCCCAUAGUGGAGCCUGCUCAUAUGGAGUUGGCGGAACCAUCAAUUCAUGUUGCAUUCAAUUCCUGUGUUCUACAAGGGGCCAAUCGGGUAAUUGUGAGCCCAUUUUUCCUCUUACCUGGAAGACAUUUGAACCAGGAUAUUCCAUCCCUGACAGCUGAAGCUGCAAAGGAGCAUCCUGGUGUCUCAUAUAUAGUAACGACACCUCUUGGCCUCCAUCCGCUACUCGUGAUGCUAGAACCAGUUGUCGCUAUCAGCCAGUUAAAAUCUCAGCUAAAGAGAAGAAAGUGUCUAUCGUCUUCAAAAGGUACAUUAUCUGACAUUGAUGCAAGGAAUGCUCACGCUAAGAGACCAAAGAGAUCUUCUUCAUUCUCUUCAACCAGUCUCCCUGCACUUUCCAUUCCUACCAAUCUCGAGUCUAGCAAAGAGCUAGGGCACAUGGAACAGCAGCUUGAAAAACUUCUUGAUACUGUGAUGGCUUCGUGCAGAAAUGCUCCAACAAUAGGAACGCAGCUUGUACAAAUUCCUCUGAUGAAAUUCAUGUGGGUCUUGAAAAAGAGAGUAAUGUAACACUUUGGAGAUUGUAUUAUUAUGUUGAAGCAGUUGAGAAGGCUAGAAAGCUAGCCAAGUAGCUUAAUCUGAAAAAUGCUCUAAUACGCCUAUAUGAAACCAACGGAAGUUCGCUGUACCGGGGAUGAAAUUUUCUUUUGCUUAACGAAGAUAGUGGUCUAGUCAUCAGUAGUACCCAAAAAGGAAAAAAGGGAGAUAGCAGUCAUCAGGUUUUCUUUCUCACUGGUUCAACAAGUAAUUUCUGCCCCAUCUGCUCACUUCGAUUUUUUAUGCAGAAAUCUUCCACUAGACCACAGAAUUUUGGUAAAAAUACACAAAAUUGAGUAUCUAAUCUUGACCAGUAAAUUUGAUGAUUUUGGCCAUUAUGGUCCAAAAGUGCAAUAUUUUUGGAGCACCUCAAGAGUGAUGGAUUUAAGACGGGAUUUGU